Molecule: messenger RNA, 6054 nt
Organism: Ostrea edulis (European flat oyster)
Lineage: Eukaryota; Metazoa; Mollusca; Bivalvia; Ostreida; Ostreidae
Product: multiple epidermal growth factor-like domains protein 11
Exons: 25
Coding region: 339-3620 (1093 amino acids)
Molecular function (GO): protein binding; scavenger receptor activity
Source: RefSeq, a predicted model, not a curated record
UAAGGAAUACCUUUUGUAUACCGAAUUGUUACGACCGUUCCAGGGCGCUGAAUACUAAGUUUGGAUCUUUAAACUUUUUCUAAACGAUUAAAAUAUAUACCGCGUUUGUCGUAACACUUUUAAUUUGUGGAUCAAGAAACCCUGGCUGGACAUAAUUUUUGUGAUUUUAUGAUUUCUUGGGAAUUAUUUUUUGUUUCCUGGUGAUUGACAGUUGGGUUGACAGACAGAGACAUCUUUCUACAGACAGUCUACAAUAAUUCAAAGGAGAGUACAUUUCUGACGAUACAAUUCUCUUCUAGACAUUGUGAGGACGUCCUCACUUAACAGAAUUCAAGACUAUGAAGUUGCCUCGAAGUCUCGUUCAACUCUCAUUGAUAGCGCUGUUUUAUGUCUGUCCGGCAAGCGGUCUGAGCGAGGGAGAAGCGAACGUGUGUGAAAAAACUGUAUCAUACGUACAGGUUUUUACAAAAGUCAUCAGUGUACCGUAUCAAAAAUGUACACAGACAUGGUGUUCUAGUAUCUGGAAUUUGUUUCGGUGCACGCAUUGCUACACUCUCUAUCGGACCGGAUAUAAACAGGAGAAACGAACUUUGUACCGGAAGGAGUACCACUGCUGUGAGGGGUACACGCUGUCUAACGACCAGUGCAUAUCACACUGUAGGUCUGGUUGUGUGAAUGGAGUUUGUGCAGGACCAGACAACUGUAUUUGUAACGAGGGAUGGCGGGGGAUUGACUGCAGCUCUGACUGCCCUCCAGACACCUGGGGUCCUAAUUGUCAGCGGCAGUGCGACUGUAGCGGACAUGGGCAGUGUGACCCAGAUUCAGGACAUUGCAUAUGCGCAGCAGGCUUCACGGGUGAGCGCUGUCAGACGCCGUGCGCGGAGGGUUCAUAUGGUCCAAACUGUCAGCUAAUGUGUCAAUGCCAGAACGGAGCAACAUGCAGCGCCACCAACGGCGCUUGUUUCUGUCCGCCGGGAUAUCAUGGCGCACUCUGUGACAUGCGCUGCCCACCAGAUUCGCAUGAUGCUCAUUGCGACUCUAAAUGUAAAUGUCAGAAUGGUGCUGCAUGUAACACAGAAACCGGAAGUUGUCACUGUAAGCCCGGAUGGACGGGAAACAUCUGUACCGAACCCUGUGGGGAGGGGACGUAUGGGGUUAACUGUGCCCAAACCUGUAGUUGCUAUAACAACGCCACGUGCGACGGAUAUAACGGCACAUGCAUCUGUGGUCCCGGGUAUAUCGGGGAAAAAUGUACUGAGGAAUGCCCAAUAGGAUUUUACGGAAUGUUCUGUUCAAAGCAAUGUCACUGUGAAAAUGGCGGUACUUGUGAUCACAUGACCGGAAGGUGCCGUUGUGUUCCUGGAUUUGUAGGUCCCACAUGUUCCGUUCGCGCAUGUGACGACUGGAAGUUCGGACAAAAUUGUGAUAUUGAAUGUCGUUGCAACACUACACAAUCUGAUAGUUGUCAUCCGGGUACUGGAGAGUGUGUUUGUAGUCCUGGUUACAGUGGGGUCACAUGUAGUGAACCAUGUCCAGCGCCGUAUUAUGGAGACAGAUGUGAGAAACAGUGCAACUGUCAAAAUGGCGCCCUCUGUCAUCACGUGACCGGAGAAUGUCAGUGUAUGGAGGGAUAUACGGGAUACAAGUGUAACAUGACGUGUCCUCACGGUUGGUUCGGUAAGGACUGUUCCCAGGCAUGUCGGUGUCAAAAUGGCGGUGACUGCCACUACAAGUACGGGAAAUGUAACUGCACAGCCGGUUUUACGGGAGGACUGUGUGAACAUACUUGCGAUGCUGGUUUCUAUGGCUACAACUGCAGCAAACAAUGUGACUGUCAGAACGAUGCUUACUGUUUCUAUAGAAACGGAAAAUGCAUGUGUCGACCAGGAUAUGAUGGGGAACAGUGCCAAAACCAGUGCAAGAAAUGGACAUUCGGUAAGGCCUGUGGUCAGCGGUGCGAGUGUGAUCCGGAGAACAGCUAUGGUUGUGGGGCGGAAAACGGCGAAUGCUUCUGUGACCCAUUCUGGUUUGGUGUGAACUGUAAGAGCAAGUGCGGAAACGGAAAAUGGGGAGAAAACUGCGACAAGACAUGCACUUGCCACAACAAGGGGUCAUGUGACCAAGAAACUGGAACUUGCAUCUGCCGGCCUGGAUAUCAGGGCCCUUACUGUACAAAAGCGUGUAACGAGGGUUACUAUGGAAACAGCUGCCGUUUCCAGUGUAAUUGCGCGUCGGACCAGACCUGUGAUCACGUGACAGGACAGUGUAUUGCUAAGACUUGCCCCUCAGGAUUUACUGGCCCGACAUGUCAAUAUCCCUGUCCUACCGGUCGAUAUGGUGUGCGGUGUAACCAGACAUGUUCUGACUGUAAAAAUCAGGGCGUCUGCCACCCUAAGGACGGUUCGUGUAUAUGUGCUCAGGGAUUCCAUGGUGAAAUGUGUGCUAAACCCUGUUUAGAUGGUUACUAUGGCAGCGGGUGUAAAUCUAAAUGUUCCUGUGAAAACGGCGGUAUUUGCAGUAAAGUUGACGGAAGCUGUGAUUGCCAAAAGGGUUUCAUCGGUGCCAGCUGUUCACAGAGUUGUCCUGAAGGAUAUUACGGACAACAUUGUAACAGCACCUGUGAAUGUGGAAACGUGGAAUUCUGUCACCCCGCCUAUGGCUGCCUCAGUCAACCCGGCGUAGCAAAGGUCACAGACGCCACGGACAACGCCCCCGCUAGCAGUUUGAUUGCCGGAAUCACAAUAGCAGUUUUGGUUUUGACACUUAUUAUCGUUAUCAUGUUUAUUUACUACAAGAGACGAAUGGGCCGCCUUAAGUCAGAAAAUAGAGCCGUCAUGCAGUACAUCCAGUCCACAGAAGGGGCAGACUCAGAAGGCAAUCUGCCUGUGGCGGGGAUAAACAACCCAAUGUACGUGUCGGACAACCAAAAUGUCACUAAUAUAGAACGGGAGAUACAGCGCCAACAACGAGAUAGCAAACACCAACGUCCAACUUCCUGUAGUCAAAAUGAGGCUCCCUGUGAUUUAACCAAUGAUUUAACAGUAGCAAAAAAUGUAGGGUGUUCUACAUUUGGCGCAUGCGCCUCUGAUAAUCAGUAUGACGAUGAAAAUGACGUGGAUCGAUACACAACAUUAAAGGACUUUCAGGCGAAGUUAGAGGAUAUAAAUAGAACUGAAAAUGCAGCAUGUGCCAAAUUGGACGCCAAGCACGGAGACAUGUAUAACAAUUUAAAGGUUAACCUUGACCAUCUGGACACUGUCAAAAAACAAAACAUACCAGACUACGAUAACAUCUCCAUAGAAACAGGUGUCAUGGACAGUGAUUCAGAUGACGAAAGCAACGAGCACCAACCAUCGACGAGCGGGUCAAACUAUGAUAACGUGACAUCCCCUGUGUCUUGUGACGUCACAAAUACAAUUGUCGUUAUAUAUGACACACCAAGAAACACCUCCUCAUCUGGAGCGCUAAAUACACCAGAUGCAAUUCAAUCAGAACUGGAUGAUAUCGCAGAAUCUUAUAAUGACGUAGUUGAUAUUACGUCAUUGUCACGUGGUACCGGUAAUGAUCUUUCUGAUCGCGACAUAAAUGUUUUAUUAGAUGAAAUAGCAAAUUUGUCUUGAAUAUGAUUACAUCAUAUCUAUAUUUAGAAUGUUGCCGACGCAAUAUCAUUACUCUUUUAAAGUUUGAUGUUUGAAUACUUACAUCGAGUUUUACCCACAAUUAUUUUUACAUUAUCGCAAAUACCGUUACUGAAACAUUGAUGACUUGUCAUGAAUUUAACUUUAUAUUCAUGCAGAGCUUCUGAAAGAGAACCAUUGUUCAUAUGUGUAUGUUUCCAUUUGAAAAUGAAUGUAUUAAUUUUUUGCACCGUUUGUGUUUUAUUCUAUGUGAUUGUUGUUGUUAUUGUACAAGUGCUCAUUCAUACAUAUAUCCAUACAUACAUACAUACAUACAUACAUACAUACAUACAUACAUACACAUAUAUAUCUAUACACACAGUUAUUUGACUCAAUGUAACAUAUUUCAGUCACAUGUGUUUUGCGCCUUUAUUUUAGCAAUGGCAAAAGGCUGUUUGUUUUCUAUAAUGUGACAUUUUUAUGUAUUUAUCUUGAUUGUUUUAUUACACAUUGAUAUUGUCUUCCUAUAUUACCUUGUGUGUCUCAUCCACAUCGGGUAUAUCAAACUUGGAUUCCAUUUUGUUUCAUCGGUUUAUCAUGUUAUCCGUUCAAAUGCAUGCGCAUUCAUUACAUUCUACACAAUGGUUACCUUUCCUUAUAUGACUUACACUCGUUAUCGUGACGCAGCUCACGGAACCCAUGGGGACAUUAUGUAACAUGACUUCACUCAGUAUCGUGACGCAGCUCACGGAACCCAUGGGGACAUUAUUUAACAUGACUUCACUCAGUAUCGUGACGCAGCUCACGGAACCCAUGGGGACAUUAUUUAACAUGACUUCACUCAGUAUCGUGACGCAGCUCACGGAACCCAUGGGGACAUUAUUUAACAUGACUUCACUCAGUAUCGUGACGCAGCUCACGGAACCCAUGGGGACAUUAUCUAGCAUGACUUCACUCAGUAUAGUGACGCAGCUCACGGAACCCAUGGGGACACUAUCUAGCAUGACUUCACUCAGUAUCGUGACGCAGCUCACGGAACCCAUGGGGACAUUAUUUAACAUGACUUCACUCAGUAUCGUGACGCAGCUCACGGAACCCAUGGGAACAUUAUUUAACAUGACUUCACUCAGUAUAGUGACGCAACUCACGGAACCCAUGGGGACAUUAUCUAAGAUGACUUCACUCAGUAUCGUGACGCAGCUCACGGAACCCAUGGGGACAUUAUUUAACAUGACUUCACUCAGUAUCGUGACGCAGCUCACGGAACCCAUGGGGACAUUAUUUAACAUGACUUCACUCAGUACCGUGACGAAGCUCACGGAACCCAUGGGGACAUUAUCUAAGAUGACUUCACUCGGAUAAUAUUACCUCAUAUCAUGAAUUCUAUUAUUCUCUGAUGUCAUCAGUCAAUUCACGAUACUUGACGUCUGAGAUAAUGAGUAAACUCACAGAAGUUUUAGUGUUAUUAACUGACAUCAUGACCAUAUACCUCUCAAUGACAUUGUCUGACAUCAUGACUCAUACCAUAGACCUCUAAGUGUUAUUAACUGACAUCAUGACUCAUACCAUCUCAAUGACAUUGUCUGACAUAAUGACUCAUACCAUCUCAAUGACAUUGCCUGACAUCAUGACUUAUAUCAUUGACCUCUCAAUGACAUUGCCUGACAUCAUGACUCAUACCAUUGACCUCUCAAUGACAUUGUCUGACAUCAUGACUCAUACCAUUGACCUCUCAAUGACAUUGCCUGACAUCAUGACUCAUAUCAUCUCCAUGACAUUGCCUGACAUCAUGACUUAUAUCAUAGACCUCUCAAUGACAUUGCCUGACAUCAUGACUCAUACCAUCUCAAUGACAUUGCCUGACAUCAUGACUCAUACCAUCUCAAUGACAUUGCCUGACAUCAUGACUUAUAUCAUUGACCUCUCAAUGACAUUGCCUGACAUCAUGACUCAUGCCAUUGACCUCUCAAUGACAUUGUCUGACAUCAUGACUCAUACCAUUGACCUCUCAAUGACAUUGCCUGACAUCAUGACUUAUAUCAUAGACCUCUCAAUGACAUUGCCUGACAUCAUGACUCAUACCAUCUCAAUGACAUUGCCUGACAUCAUGACUUAUAUCAUAGACCUCUCAGUGACAUUGUCUGACAUCAUGACUCAUAUCAUAGACCUCUAAGUGACAUUGUCUGACAUCAUGACUCAUAUCAUUGACCUCUCAAUGACAUUGUCUGACAUCAUGACUCAUAUCAUAGACCUCUCAAUGACAUUGUCUGACAUCAUGACUUAUAUCAUAGACCUCUAAGUGACAUUGUCUGACAUCAUGACCCAACUCAUAUAAGUUUACAGUGACAUUAUCUCAUACUUGAAUCAACUCACAGAAAUUUACUUUCAUCUUGUUAUCACUUCUAAUUUUCCAAUAAAAUAACAUGCAAUUAUUUAC